UAAUUGCGCAAGUGUGGCAUAUUGUUUACACAAAAAAACAAAAUACAAAAAACAUGUCAUACAUUUUUAUUUUGGCUCUCUUUAAAUUCUAGUGAUACUGAAAAAACGUACCAAUUUAGUUCAAAAUUUAUUCAGUGAUAAUCGAAAAUGGACCGAUCCACUACAGAUCAUAGUGAUUCUGAUUCUGGAGAUAGUUGGACUCUAAUUGAGAAUAGCUCCACGUACGCUGAUGAUGCGCUAGAUGUACCUGAUCAUACAACUGAAAGCACCAAGGUGGAACAUCAUGAUAAAGACGAGGACACUGAUGGUAUAUCUAUUAUCACUGACAGUGAACCAGAGUCUUCUUCACCAUGUGAAAUAAACUAUGAACAUUAUCUUUUAGAGGAAAAUUUGGCACCAGAACAUCAUAUUCCACAAUUCAUGACGGUAAAUUCUGACUUGCAUGAUUUUAAAAAUCACAAUGAAUCUAAAAAAGAAGAUGAUGAUUUUCUCGGAGAUAGCGGGGAAAAGCAUAAGACAUAUGUACAUAGGCGAAAUAAAAGAUUGAGCACAGUACUUAACAUCAUAAUGUUGGGUAGUGUGAUAACAGCUGCAGGUGUAGCUAUUGGUCACAUGUGGGGUGCUAAAACAGACUGUUCCGUGCAUACUUCUCCAAAUGUAAAUAAAAUAUUGUCCAAUCUUUAUAAACUACAAGAAGAAAAUGCUUAUUUAUGGAAUAAAUUAAAGGAGUUGACAGCCUUAAAUAAUCAUCAAAUGAAUCAACAAAAGACUACAUUGAAACAAAAUAAAUGUAAGAAAAUAUUUGAAGAACCCUUGAUAAAUAAUGACAGUAAGAAAGUUACAAAAUGUGUUGACAGUAAAUUCAUAAAUGAUGACAAAUUACUAAAUAAAGACAUGGAUAAAGCAGCUCAUGAAAAUCAAUUUUCAUUAGAAGACGUGAUAGAUAAUAAUCAUGCUUACCAAAAAAACAAGAAAUGGUUAGAUGAUGAAAUUUUGCAAACUUCUAAUCAGAAGCCAUCAAAAAAAUUAAAGACACGGCACACUCCUAAAUCUUUAGAACAUAAUCCUAAGAAUCAAAACAAAGAAAAUGACUCAAAGGAAAUCAUUUAUGUUAAAGAAAAUAGUAAAAAUGAAAAAAAAAAUACUGAAGAAUAUCUGAAUGAAACACAAGAUUUGUCAAGUGCAAUUACACUAAAUUAUAUUAACAAUAUAAAUAAUAAAGAGAGUGAAGCUUUUAAAUCAGAAUAUAAGUAUUUAAAUAACAAAAAGUUACUUAAAAAACCAUAUGGUCCCGAAAAAGACUUUUCUUUGAAUUAUGUAGACAAACUUGAAAAUGAGAAAAAUAAAGAUCAGUUUAAAAACUAUAUGAGACUUAAAGGAGCAUAUGGUUAUGAGUUUGAUCUUUCAAAUAAAGGAAAAAAUACAAAAACUAAUUUUAACAGCUUAAACGAAGAAUAUGAUUUGUUUAAUGACUUCAAUCAUAAAAGACAUCAAUCCAUCAAGAAAAGAGAAAGUAAUAAAACUUUUAAAGUAGAAACUAAAGAUCUUGAUACAAAUCAAAUAUCAAAAGAUAAAUUUGGUACUGAAGAGGAAUUCUUAAGGAGCAUUAAAGAUAAAAAAGAAAUGAAGAAAAGCCUCAAAAGUAUUAAAAAAGCAUUUAAAAAUAACAGUAAAGAUUUCGAUAAGGGAAAAACCACUGAAGGAAAGGAAUUUUUAAGAAAUAUAAAAGAUAAAAACCAAAAAAUAAUCAAUAAAAGUGAAAGUAACAAAGCAUUUGAGAAGGAAUAUAAAAUUUUAAUGAAAAAUAAUACUCCAAACAGCGAAUACGAUUCCGAAGAAGAAAGUAACAUGAAAGAUAGCAAUUUGAAAAAAAAUAAAAGGGAAGAUACCAAAAUACUUCAAAAGAAAAAUAAAAAGAACAUAAAGCAUGAAACACUAAAAGGAAAAUACAAUACUGCUGAGCAAGUUAUGAAAGAUCAAAAUCUUAAUGGAUAUAAUCAAAAGGAAAAUGAGAUGUGUGAAAUGAAUACUAAAAGUUUGUACACCAAUGAAGGUUCUAACGACGAAUUGGGUGUUAACGAAGAUUCUUUAAAUAUCAAAAAUAAUAGAGUAAAAGAGAACAGUGAGAAAGCUUGUACCAUGAAAAAUAAUGAUUUAAAGUGGAAUAAAACACCAAAAAAUGAAAACGAUAGCAAAAUAAAAACGCAAAUAAUAAAUAAUGAUUCUAUUAAGGACAAAAAAGCAACUGGUGAAGACUAUUACCAAAGUGACAUCAGUGAUGAAGACUUGAAAAAGGAUAACAGAUAUAUUGGUCAAAAGCAGAAAGAAGAAAGGAAGAAAUAUGAUCGUCAACAUUCACAUAAAAAAGUGAAAAGAAGGAAUAAAUAUGAACAAUGGGAAAUGAAAGGCGGUUUAUUCAAAGACUAUGAUGAUAUUUCAAUGUCUUCAUCUCAAGAAAAUGAAUAUUCAUUCAAUGAACCAAAUUCGCAGAACGACGAAAACCGUAAACGUCAACUAAGAGAUAAUUCUAAUAAGGCAGAAGAUAACUUAAAUGAUGAUCUUAAAGAUUAUGUAAAAAGUUCUCAAAAAGUUAAUGAAGGUGAGGAUGAAGAAAAUUGGCUACAUAAAAGAGCGAAAUUUCGUACAGAAGCAAGGCAAAAGCUUGACAAGGAGUCCUCUGUUAAGAAUGGCAUCAAUGCUGCCGGUUGGUAUUUUCGACGUAUGCGCAAACGUGAGCAAAGUCGUGGGAAAGUCGAUAGCAGCACUUACCGAAAAUUAUUAAAACAUAAAUUUUAAAUUAGAACAUGUUAUUAUAGUAUAAGAAAAUUUGUUGUAUUACUAGAUCAUUAAGGUUCAAUUAGACACAAUGCUUUUAUAAAAGCAUUUAAAACAAUACGAAAGCUGUGUAACUUACAUAUUUUUACAUACACUCGAAAUUUUGUACAGGGAUACUAGGAGAGUUUGUGUGAUAAAAGAUUUUAUUUUUUAACAUUUCUUUAUUCGAGUUUAAAAUCUAUUAAAUAGUUAUGUUAAUUGUGAUAUAAAUAAACUUUUAGACUUUCCAGUUUUCUUGGGCGGUCAGGACCUCCAUUAGUUGUGCCGAUGCUACCAAUUAUAAUGUAAUAACAGUACCUACUUUUGAAUUUCUUUCAAUGCAAAUAAUAUAUCAUAGAUAUUUUUGUAUAAUUAAAUAUUAAUGUGAUAGAAUAUAAUGAUUAUAAUAAAAAGGUCUUCACAUAUGAGAAAAAGUAAUUUGUGCUAUUUAAAAUUCACUGCUAAGGUUAUAGAAUAGUUUUAUUCACAAUGUAUAGAAACUGUUAACACUUGCCCUUUCGGAUUUUAGUAUCCAGUGAUAUUUAUAAUUUAAGUUUACUAAAUUUGUAAGUAUUAUCAAUAAAUAUAGUAAUAAAACACAUA
Messenger RNA from Nymphalis io (European peacock), 3417 nucleotides. RefSeq lists its product as uncharacterized. Lineage: Eukaryota; Metazoa; Arthropoda; Insecta; Lepidoptera; Nymphalidae. The transcript is spliced from 3 exons. The record is from RefSeq and is a predicted model, not a curated record. Bases 148 to 2796 code for a protein of 882 amino acids.